AUCGACUGGAAAGUUGUUAAUGAAAGACGAAGGCGUCAGAAACUUCGGCAACUCCAAGUUGAAAACGAGGAGUUAAAUAGCAAGGUUAACCAUUUUCUCACGAGAGUCGACGAGUUUAACAAACGGCCCAUAUCGGGGAAGUCAAACAAAGUGAAAGUUAGUAAAGGAGAUGCAAUUUUAGCCAAGUUGUUAAAAAUGCAAGAAAUUCUUGAACUGUCUAAAUCUGUUGGUUGCUGA
Molecule: messenger RNA, 237 nt
Organism: Candidula unifasciata
Lineage: Eukaryota; Metazoa; Mollusca; Gastropoda; Stylommatophora; Geomitridae
Source: the annotation of a GenBank genome assembly